GAAAAUAUAUUGAAAAUAAAAAAUUUUUGUUUAAUAAAAAAUUUUCUCUCAUACCUUCAAAAAAAAAAUUCAAUCAAAAUGAAUAAAAAUUUUGCUGUAUAUUUAUUCCUUUUGGGACUUAUUAUAUACGUUCAUGCAGCUGAUGUUAUGGUUAAUGUUGGUAAUGCAAAAGGAGAAAAUGUUUUCGAACCAGCAAAAAUAUUGGCCCUACCUGGUGAUAAUGUUGUCUUCACUUGGGUUUCUGGUAAACAUAGCGUUAUAGAAACUGAUUCGUUAACAGCCUGCGCAAAAUCAGAAAAACCUAACGCUUUCACUUCUGAUGGUGCAUUUAUGGCACCUAAGACAUGGACAAUACCUAUUCCAUAUGAUGCUGCUGGUGGAAAAACAUGGUUCUUUUGUGGUGUUCCUGGUCAUUGUACACCUGGAACUGGUGGUAUGGCAGGUACUCUUAUACUAAUCGGCGGGGGUGCUCCUCCUGGUGGUGCUGCUCCUGCUACUGCUGCUGCUCUUUCUUAUGGCAGUGCUUCUACUGCUUCUCCUUCUGCUGCUGCUAAUAAUAAUACCAGCAAUACUCCAAAUAUGGUUGGUGCAAUAAUAGGUUCACUGAUUGGUGGCAGCUUAUUAACAAUUGGAUUCUUCUUUUUAUACAAAAAGUUUAAAAAUUAUAAUAAAAAUAAAAAUAUAUUAUUAGUACCAGGUCAUAAUAAUACGGAGGGUUACAAUAAUGGACAAGAGGCAACUACAAUUUCUGUAAAUGAGAACCAGGUUCAUAAUGAUACGAAUACUUAUAAUCAUGGACAAGAAGUAAUUACGAUUCCUGAAAAUAAUGAUAAUAAUAACUUAAAAGAUUAUAUUACUCAAAUUGUACGACAAGAAUUGAUGCAAAAUCAGGGGAAAUAAUAAUUAUCAUUUGAAGUUUCUGUAAUUUUUUCGUCGCCAACAUUAUGAAUAAUUAUUAAGUACAUUUGAUAACGGACAUUUAUUAAAUAUCAAAUAGCGUUAAAAGUAUCUUUGUUACUUAUGAUAAGUUAAAUUACAGUAAAUUACUUUUAAUUUUUUACAUAUCGCUAUUAAGUCAUUCGUAUCUGCAGACUGCGGUUCCUUUGUUUAGUUUUAAAAUUCCAAUAAUCACUUUUGUUCUUUUCAUUAAAUUCACAAAUAAUUUCAGU
Messenger RNA from Rhizophagus irregularis DAOM 181602=DAOM 197198, 1169 nucleotides. RefSeq lists its product as uncharacterized. The record is from RefSeq and is a predicted model, not a curated record. Lineage: Eukaryota; Fungi; Glomeromycota; Glomeromycetes; Glomerales; Glomeraceae.